ACAAACUUUUUGAAAUACAGGAAAUUUUAUGCAUUUUAUCCUAAAAAAAUACAUCCAAAUAAGAUUAAAAAACACCAGGAAGUACUACAACACUAGAUAUAUACCCAGGUUUAUUAAUUCAAGCCGACAUCCUUUUGAUCACGAGGCUUCUGUAACUCUUCCACAUUGAGAUAAGGUAAAUUAAUCGUAAGAAAUCAACCAUAAAAUCUACUUUUUGGCAUCUAAGAGGCGAAUUCUCAUAAUUUAGCAUCCAGGCUCAGGCUACUCUUCAAAGCAGUAGCAAGAUUCAAGAACUAAUGGAGAAAAGGGUGGCGAUCAUUGGGGCUGGAAUCAGCGGCCUCCUCGCCUGCAAAUACGCAGCAUCAAGGGGCUUUAACCCCGUUGUGUUCGAGGCAGAAGAGCAGGUUGGUGGGCUGUGGAAUCACACCAUUGAGUCCACCAGGCUCCAGAACAUCAAAGAUUUCUUCCAGUUCUCUGAUUUUCCAUGGCCUUCUUCUGUGCAAGACGCGCUGCCUACCAACGCGCAGCUGCUGGAGUAUCUGCAGUCUUAUGCUCGUCACUUUGAGCUGUUGCCCUACAUAAAGUUCAACUCCAAAGUCGUCAGCGUAAGUUACGUGGGAGAAAGUGAGGAGGAGAUGCAGAGUUGGGAACUGUGGGGUGGGAGUGGAAAGGCGUUUGGGUCCAAAGGGAAAUGGAACCUAAAAGUUCUUCACACCAAAGAAGAGUCUGUUGAGGAGUAUGUUGCUGAAUUUGUGGUUAUCUGCAUCGGAAGAUUCAGCGGCCUGCCAGAAAUCCCGUCGUUCCCUCCAGGAUACGGCCCCGAAGUUUUCUCAGGAAAAGUGUUGCACUCCAUGGACUACUCUGCUAUGGACAAUGCCAGCGCUGCAGAGUUCAUCAAAGGAAAAAGGAUUGCGGUAAUCGGUUCAGGGAAAUCCGCAAUCGACGUUGCAUUUGAAUGCGCAAAGGCAAAUGGGAACGACAUCCCUUGCACGGUGAUCCAAAGAACCAUUCAUUGGAUGCUUCCUCACGAUGCGCAGCCAUGGGGAGUCAGUUUGGGUUUCUUGUGCUUCAGUCGCUUCCCCGAGCUACUGGUUCAUAAGCCCGGUGAAGGCUUCUUAUCCAGCGUCCUGGCGACGUCACUUUCGCCUUUGCGAUGGGGGAUGUCUAAGUUCAUUGAAAGCUACCUAAGAUGGAAACUUCCCUUGAAAAAGUACAAUAUGAUUCCAAAAGAGAAUGUUCUCCAAGAAACUUCAUCUUGUCAGAUACUCUUUCUACCACCAAACUUCUACGACAAAGUGGAAGACGGAAGCAUCGUUUUGAAGAAACCGCAGCACUUUAGCUUUUGCAAAGAAGGUUUGAUCCUGGAUGGAGAAGAUGAUCCCGUUAAGGCAGAUAUCGUCAUCUAUGCAACUGGAUAUAAAGGUGAUGAGAAGCUCAAAAACAUCUUUUCUUCUCCGACUUUUCAGAACUGCAUGGCAGGAUCUCCGACUUCCGCAAUUCCUCUAUACAGACAAAUGAUCCAUCCAAGGAUUCCACAGCUAGCGGUGAUAAGCUACUCGGAGUCUCUUUCAAAUCUCUAUACAUUCGAGAUGAGGUGUAAGUGGCUAGGAUACUUCCUGGACGAGGCCUUCAAGUUGCCGAGCAUUAAAGAAAUGGAAGAGGACAUCAAGAUGUGGGAGAAGUAUAUGAAGAGAUACUCAGCCAACGGUAAGUUCAGACGGGCUUGUAUCGGAGGUGUUGCCAUCUGGUACAAUGAUCGACUAUGCAAAGACAUUGGAUGCAAUCCAAGAAGAAAGAAGGGUUUUUUCGCAGAUUUAUUUGAGCCAUAUGGAUUGGCGGACUACAAAGAAUUAUAAACCCGGCUUCUAAUUUAUCGCGAUGAUCUUCGAGACUGAAGAAUAGGGAACUCGGCAUUUCGCCUAUUAUAGAUUUAGUUAAUUUCUCAUAAAUUCAAUGUUUGGAACUUGGUUGUAGAGGGCUUAGUCGGUCCUUAAUUGGUGCAGAAACCUUUUUAAAAAAUGGCUAAAA
Molecule: messenger RNA, 2028 nt
Organism: Sesamum indicum (sesame)
Lineage: Eukaryota; Viridiplantae; Streptophyta; Magnoliopsida; Lamiales; Pedaliaceae
Product: putative flavin-containing monooxygenase 1
Molecular function (GO): N,N-dimethylaniline monooxygenase activity; NADP binding; flavin adenine dinucleotide binding
Source: RefSeq, a predicted model, not a curated record